ACCCUAACAAUUUUCUCAACUUCACUUUCUAUAUAUACAUAAAAAUUUCCAAUUUUGGUUCAGUAUUCCUCUUACUUCUCUUCAGAAGUUCAACCAAACGAAUCAAAUUCACUGAAAAAUCUUCUCAGUUUUAGUAUAAUCUCAACAUGCACAUACACCUAUUGCUGAAACACGUAUUCGUAUCAGUAUUUUUUCAUCAUUCGCUCGAUUUUAGGAAUCAGGGAUUUGGAGAUUUGAUCUUGUUUGAAUUGUUCUUGGAUAACAUAAGUUGAAACAAGUAGAAUUCAAUGGGGAGAAAGAAGCCUGUGCGUGAAAAAGAGAGUUUUGAAUCUUCCAAGCAGGGUGGUGGUGGUGGAGGAAAGUCGAAGAGGAAGAAUUGGGUGAUAGAUGAUGGUGAUUGCUCUGUUGGGACAGAAUUGUCUGAAGAGACAGUGGUUCUGGAAGACAAAGCUGAGUUAGUACCAGAGAUUAGUGAGAAGAGAGGUAAGAAAUCCAGGGCUGUAUUUCACGCCAUUGAUGAUGAGGAUAACGAAUCUGGGCAGGUAUCUGAGAAGUCCACAGUUGCCUUUACAGGUAGGAGUAGUGGAAUUUCUUUUAGUACUGCACUUCUUGACGAAGAAAAUGAUGCGAAUGCAGAGACAAUUGAAGAAGAUGAUGCACCAGGAAAUAUUUUUUCAGGUAAAAAGAAGUCAUCCAAGAAAAAGAACAGAAGUGCAUCUAUGGACACUGCAUACGGAAAUGAUUCAACCAAUGUCGCUGAUCAAGACCAUUGUAGCCUAGGGGUUAAUCGGGAAGAUGCUGAUGAUAAUAUAGGCAAAAAGCAGACAGCAGAUGUGUUGGAAACUUCAAAGAACAAAACUAAGAAAAAAAAGGGUGGGCAUGCUUCAAACGUUCUGGCAGAGCUUGGUGAAGGGUCAACAAUCACUGCUCCUGCUCAACCUGCUCAUUCGUCUCUUCCACGAGAGGAGAAAAGUCAACAACAGUCUCAAUUAGGAGAUGAUACAGGGGAAAGAGAAGUAGUUGAGGAAGAAGUUGUGGAGUCUGCUGCUGCAAAGAAGAAGAAAAAGAAGAAGGAGAAGGAGAAAAAGAAAAAGGCAGCUACAGCGGCAGCAGCGGUCUCUGAGAUGGAGGAAAAACAGGAAGCAACAAAGAAUGAUACCAAAGGAAAAUUGGCAGAGAAAAAGCAGUCGAAGCAGGUUAGGGAGAUACAAGAGAGACUUAAAAAAAUGAAGGAAGCUGAAGAAAGCAAGAAGAAGGAAGAAGAGGAAAGAUUACGGAAGGAAGAAGAAGAACACCUUCGACUGGAGGAACUAAAAAGACUUGUAGAGGAGAAAAAACACUUGAAAAAAGAGAGGGAGAAGGAAAAGCUCUUGAAGAAGAAACUUGAAGGAAAAUUGCUUACUGGAAAGCAAAAGGAAGAAGCUCGAAGAUUAGAAGCAAUGAGAAAUCAAUUUCUUGCUAGUGGCGGGGCUUUGCCACAUUCAACUGAGGAGAGUAGAAAAGAUGCAACCAAACGACCUAUUUACCAAUCAAAGAAAUCAAAGGCGCAAGCUUGGGUUAAUGGCAAAGCCAAGGAAGAGUCUGUUGGAAGUACAGAAGUGCAAGAAAAUCAGCAGGAAAUUGUCUCUGAGGUUGAGUCCUUGGAAACUGAGAAGGACAAGGAUAUCAAUUUGGUAAGUGUAGAGGAGAAGUCAGAAGUAGCUGAUGCUGAAGAAAACAGAGUUGAAGAAGAGGAAGAUGAGGAGGAGUGGGAUGCGAGAAGUUGGGAUGAUGCCGAUCUCAAACUUCCAGGAAAGAGUGUGUUUGAAGACGAAGAGCUAGAUUCAGAUCCCCAACCUAUCAUUAAGAAAGCUGCAAGGUCCGUUGUGAGUGAUACAGGACCUCUUGCUGCCAAGUCUGUAAUUCCUACUCAGAAAGCGGUUGCAAGUGUACCAGCUGUCACUAAGAAUGAUGGGAGUAAUAAGAGGGAGCCUGAGGUUAUGGUUUCAGGGCAAGGAACAGAAAAAUCUGGUGCUUCUUCAAGCAAGAGUGAAGACAGCCUCCGGUCUCCUAUUUGCUGUAUCAUGGGUCAUGUUGAUACUGGUAAAACCAAGCUUCUUGACUGCAUACGAGGCACUAAUGUCCAAGAAGGUGAAGCUGGAGGGAUUACACAGCAGAUAGGUGCAACUUAUUUUCCAGCUGAGAAUAUAAGGGAGAGAACAAAGGAACUAAAAGCUGAUGCCAAGCUGAAGGUGCCUGGAUUGUUGGUCAUAGACACACCUGGCCAUGAAUCAUUCACUAAUUUGCGUUCUCGGGGUUCAGGUUUAUGUGAUAUUGCAAUUUUGGUUGUGGACAUUACGCAUGGGUUAGAACCGCAGACUAUCGAGUCGCUUAAUCUUCUAAAGAUGAGGAAUACAGAAUUUGUUGUUGCUCUGAACAAGAUAGAUAGGCUUUAUGGAUGGAAAGUGUGCCGCAAUGCACCUAUUGUGAAGGCAAUGAAGCAACAGUCCAAAGAUGUUCAGUUUGAAUUUAAUACCAGGCUUACUCAGAUCGUAACCCAGUUCAAGGAACAGGGUAUAAAUACAGAAUUAUACUAUAAAAACAAAGAAAUGGGGAAGGAUACUUUUAGCAUUAUACCAACUAGUGCAAUCAGCGGUGAAGGUAUUCCUGAUUUAUUGCUAUUACUGGUCCAAUGGACUCAAAAGACGAUGGUUGAUAGACUUACCUACAGCAGUGAAGUGCAGUGUACUGUUUUGGAGGUUAAGGCUAUUGAAGGUCACGGGACAACCAUUGAUGUGGUAUUGAUCAAUGGUAUACUCCAUGAAGGUGACCAAAUAAUAGUGUGUGGCAUGCAGGACCCUAUUGUCACCUCAAUCCGUGCGUUAUUGACACCUCACCCAAUGAAGGAACUUCGAAUAAAGGGAUCAUAUCUGCAUCAUAAAGAAAUCAAGGCUGCACAGAGUAUAAAGAUUAAUGCUCAGGGGCUUGAGCAUGCAAUUGCUGGCACUAGUUUAUAUGUUGUGGGGCCCGAUGAUGACGUGGAGAAUGUCAAAGAAGCAGCUAUGGAAGAUAUGAGGUCGGUGAUGAGCAGGAUUGAUAAAAGUGGGGAGGGAGUUCAUGUUCAAGCUUCUACGCUUGGAUCAUUGGAAGCUUUGCUGGAGUUCUUGAAGACUGACGAAGUAAGAAUACCUGUCAGUGGAAUUGGCAUCGGCCCUGUGCACAAAAAAGAUGUCAUGAAAGCAAUUGUCAUGCUUGAGAAGAAGAAAGAGUAUGCAAUAAUCUUGGCCUUUGACGUGAAAGUGACACAAGAAGCUCGAGAACUUGCAGAUGAGGCUGGUGUCAAAAUUUUUAUUGCUGAUAUUAUUUAUCACCUAUUCGAUCAAUUUAAGGCCUAUAUUGAUAAUCUCAAGGAAGAAAAAAAGAAGGAAGUUGCUGAAGAAGCAGUCUUCCCCUGUUCUCUCAAGAUUGUACCUAACCAUGUGUACAACAAGAAGGAUCCAAUUGUCGUAGGAGUUGAUGUUCUUGAGGGCAUUGCCAAGGUCGGGACUCCAAUAUGUAUUCCACAGAGGGAAUUCAUUGAUAUUGGUCGGAUUGCGUCCAUCCAGAACAACCAUAGGCCUGUUGACUCUGCCAAGAAAGGCCAGAGGGUGGCCAUUAAGAUAGUUGGGUCUAACUCUGAGGAACAACAGAAGAUGUUUGGCAGGCAUUUUGAAAUCGAAGAUGAGCUUGUUAGCAAAGUCUCGAGAAGAUCCAUUGACAUCCUCAAGGCCAAUUUCCGGAACGACUUGUCUAUUGAAGAUUGGAGGCUAGUUAAAACAUUGAAGAACUUAUUCAAGAUACAGUGAGAUUCGUUGCAAAGCUUUCAAGUAGCUACUGCUUGGCUUUUUGUGGCACUGCGUUGGGGCUCAACAGUUCAUCAUUGCAAGAAACACUGCUUUUGUUGGGACUCAUAAUCAUAAAGGAUGUAAAUGCACUGAGAAUUUUGAUAGUGUUGGGACUGUUGGCCAAUCUCAGAGAUGAGUAUGUUAAGAGUUCAUGGCUUGCUAAUUCUUGUUAUUGCUUUCCUAAUAAAUUUCUUUUAAUUUUCUCAGAGUAGAUCACUAGUGAUAUAUAUGACAAUUUUAAUAGGCAAGA
Messenger RNA from Solanum lycopersicum (tomato), 4113 nucleotides. RefSeq names its product eukaryotic translation initiation factor 5B-like. Gene Ontology annotation, cellular component: mitochondrion; cytoplasm. NCBI's taxonomy places the organism in Eukaryota, Viridiplantae, Streptophyta, Magnoliopsida, Solanales, Solanaceae. Gene Ontology annotation, molecular function: GTPase activity; GTP binding; translation initiation factor activity. The record is from RefSeq and is a predicted model, not a curated record. Gene Ontology annotation, biological process: translational initiation.